CCUUGAUGAUUCAUGUCUAGUGAAGGUGAUGCCUGAAAAGUUGGCACACAGAGCUUGAUGGUGUGAGUGAACCGGUCGAACCGCAGCUUUAUCUCGGCUUUAGAGACUGUAGCGACUGUCAGCGAGUAACGGCUCCGGAGCUCAAGACGACGACAUUUUACCGGAGCAGCGAACCUUCCUGAAGUUCUGGUGUCGAGCUGGCAGAGAGAUGUUUCAGAUAAAAAGGAUCUGUUGUAUUGGUGCUGGAUACGUAGGAGGCCCAACAUGCAGUGUGAUCGCCGAGAUGUGUCCAGAGAUCACAGUCACUGUUGUGGAUGUCAAUGAGUCUCGUAUCAAAGCCUGGAACUCAGACACCCUGCCCAUUUAUGAGCCGGGACUGAAAGAGGUGGUUGAAUCAUGCAGAGGGAGAAACUUGUUUUUUUCUACAGACAUUGACUCAGCCAUCAGGGAUGCCGACCUCGUCUUUAUCUCUGUCAACACCCCGACCAAAACCUAUGGGAUGGGAAAGGGUCGCGCUGCCGACCUGAAGUUCAUCGAGGCGUGUGCUCGGCGGAUCGUAGAAGUGUCUGAUGGCUACAAGAUUGUCACAGAGAAGAGCACAGUGCCAGUACGAGCUGCAGAGAGCAUCAGACGGAUAUUUGAUGCCAACACCAAACCCAGCCUCAACCUACACGUGCUGUCCAACCCAGAGUUCCUUGCAGAAGGAACAGCAGUGCGGGAUCUGAAGGAGCCAGACAGAGUCCUGAUUGGUGGAGACGAGACAGCUGAAGGUCAAAAAGCGAUCAAAGCACUGUGUGCCGUCUACGAACACUGGGUCCCCAAGGCCCGAAUCAUCACCACCAACACAUGGUCGUCUGAGCUGUCCAAACUGGCAGCCAAUGCGUUCCUGGCACAGCGAAUCAGCAGCAUCAACAGUAUCAGUGCUCUGUGUGAAGCCACUGGAGCUGACGUGGAGGAGGUCGCCAAGGCAAUUGGCAUGGACCAGAGAAUAGGCAGCAAGUUCCUUAAAGCCAGUGUGGGUUUUGGUGGGAGCUGCUUCCAGAAGGAUGUGCUGAAUCUGGUGUAUCUGUGCGAGGCCCUCAACCUGCCGGAGGUGGCUUCCUACUGGCAGCAGGUGAUAGACAUGAAUGAGUACCAAAGAAGGCGGUUUGCCUGCAGGAUCAUUGACUGUCUCUUCAACACUGUCACUGGCAAAAAGAUCGCUCUGCUGGGCUUCUCUUUCAAAAAAGACACUGGUGACACAAGGGAGUCAUCCAGCAUCUACAUUUCGAAGUAUCUGAUGGAUGAGGGUGCCAAGCUGUUCAUCUAUGACCCCAAAGUUCUUAAAGAGCAAAUCAUUCAUGACCUCUCCCAGCCCAACAUCUCAGAGGACAACCCAGAAAGAGUGUCUGAGCUGGUUACUGUAACUUCAGACCCUUACGAGGCCUGCCAGAGUGCACACGCGUUGGUCAUCUGCACUGAGUGGGACAUGUUCAAGGAACUGGACUACGAGAAGAUUUACAAGAAGAUGCUGAAGCCGGCCUUUGUAUUUGAUGGUCGCAGAGUGCUGGAUCACCUUCACCAUGACCUCCAGACAAUUGGCUUCCAAAUCGAGACCAUUGGCAAGAAAGUGACAGCAGCACGAAUCCCCUACACCCCGGCAGGCGUUGGUGCUCGCAUGCCUGCCCCCGAACCUCCCAGCAAGAAAACAAAAGUCUAAAACUCAUUUUGCUGUCACACACUAUGUGCAACACAUUCCUCUCUCAGCCUUUUCAUAGCUGGUGAAACAUUUGACUGAGGUCCCACCUCCCAGGCCUAAUCAUAAAAAGAGCCAAACGGUGAGACUAAUUGCUCCCCUGCCGUGGGUUUGAUGAGAGGAACAAGUCAGUCGAGCCUUGAAUCAAAAAUUGUGGGAAUGUUUUUUGAAAGAAUUACAUUAAAAGAUCAUUCCAGACACACGGUUAAUUUUAUACAAUCUAUGCUGAACAACAUUUCAGAUACAUGACCUGUCUGUUGUACUUAUUUUAAAGCAACACUAUCAACGUGAGUCUACUUUCUUACAGUAUCAAUUAUAUAAUCAAAUAUUACAAAUUUUUAUACUAUUUUUUAAAACUAUUUUUAUAAAUCAACUGUAUGUUAAUUAGUAUGUUCUCUGAAUUUAUGGCUGUUUACAAAAAAGGGCCAAUGCAAUAAAGUAUUGUUUAUCCUUAA
Molecule: messenger RNA, 2190 nt
Organism: Stegastes partitus (bicolor damselfish)
Lineage: Eukaryota; Metazoa; Chordata; Actinopteri; Pomacentridae
Gene: ugdh
Product: UDP-glucose 6-dehydrogenase
Exons: 12
Coding region: 209-1699 (496 amino acids)
Biological process (GO): glycosaminoglycan biosynthetic process
Cellular component (GO): nucleus
Molecular function (GO): NAD binding; UDP-glucose 6-dehydrogenase activity
Source: RefSeq, a predicted model, not a curated record